Molecule: messenger RNA, 597 nt
Organism: Solanum lycopersicum (tomato)
Lineage: Eukaryota; Viridiplantae; Streptophyta; Magnoliopsida; Solanales; Solanaceae
Molecular function (GO): RNA-DNA hybrid ribonuclease activity; nucleic acid binding
Source: RefSeq, a predicted model, not a curated record
AUGAAAGCCCAAGCUUUGGCUCACCACUUAGCACAGAACCCAGUCGAUGGUGAUUACGAACCAUUGGAUACAUAUUUUCCAGAUGAAGAGAUUAACUCAAUUGAGAAAGUAGGUUCAAAUGGAAAUCAAGCCUGGCAAUUGUACUUUGAUGGAGCAACCAACACAAAAGGCACACGGAUUGGGGCAAUUUUAAUAUCGCCCACAGGGCAACAUUACCCUGCAGCAGCUCAACUUCGUUUUUUUUGUACAAAUAACAUGACUGAGUAUGAAGGUUGCAUCAUGGGUCUAAAUAUGGCAAUAGAUUUGGGUGUGCAAGAAUUAAUUGUGUUGGGACAUUCUGAUUUGCUUAUCCGACAAGCUCAAGGUGAAUGGAAAACUCGAGAGCUCAAGAUCCUUCCAUACAGACAAUGUGUGAAAGAUCUUCGCAGAAAAUUCAUGUACAUCGAGUUUAGAUACAUCCACAGGUUUCAUAAUGAUUUGGCCGAUGCCUUGGAUACUUUAGCCUCAAUGUUUCCCUAUCCUGAAAACACUUACAUCACCCCAUUAGAGAUUCAAGUUCGGGACCAAUAUGUCUAUUGUAAUACAGUGGAAGCAUAA